AUGCCUCGUAAGAAGCAAAAGGGCCCUUCGGCCCGCGCUCAUCACGCUGGCGGGCCUCCUAAGCCAGGGCCUACUCCAGCGACAUCAAAGCCCAAGAAUAAGGGUUUCAAGCAAGACUCUAAGCAAGGGGGUGUUGGAAAGGAUGCAAAUCUGAAAAACCAGCCGAUUCAGGCUAAUCAGCGACCGAUUGUGCCCUUUCUCAGAGGUGAUCGUAUUUUGUUGAUCGGAGAAGGCGACUUUUCCUUUGCCCGCUCCCUAGCAAAGCAGUAUAAAUGUCGCAAGCUAUGCGCCACUUGCUAUGACUCAAAAGAGACUCUUCUCGACAAAUAUCCCCAAGCAGAGCAGCACAUCCAAGACAUUCUAGAAACAUCUAAAUCAUCCACGGCCAAUCCAAAGACUGUAAACCCAACUACGGCCAAACAGGAUUCCACCACCCAAAACCAACCGCCGGAGCACUCGCCGAGCUCCAAACCUACCGGCCCCAAAGUCCUCUUCUCCGUCGACGCGCGCAAGCUCGGCGCCGCAGCCGGCGGAGGCAAAGACAUCCGCACCGGCUUCCCGCGCAAAGAGCGCAAGCGACCAGCCUGGAAAGUCCAGACGCAGCCGGCGCCGGCACCAGUGCCGAGCGGGCCAUGGGACGUCAUCUGCUUCAACUUCCCGCACGUGGGUGGGCUGUCGACGGACGUAAACCGACAGGUGCGGUCGAACCAGGAGCUGCUGGUAGCCUUUUUCAAAGCGUGCGUACCGCUGUUGUCAGCGGCGCCAAAGCCCGCGGAUUCGGACGAUGAAUGGGACGAGGAAGAGGACGACGAUGAGAGCUCUGGUGAUGAGGAAGAUCUGGAUGGUGAGGGUGAGGAUGCGCAGACGAGUGGAAAGGCUGUGCGCGAGGGCCCGGGCCAGAUCUUGGUAUCGCUCUUCGAGGCGGAGCCGUAUACACUCUGGAACGUCAAGGACUUGGCGCGGCACGCGGGGCUGCAGGUUGUAACGAGUUUCCGGUUUCCAUGGGCGUCGUACGAGGGUUACUCGCAUGCGCGCACACUGGGAGAAGUAGAAGGGAAAAGCGGAGGCCGCGGGGGAUGGAGGGGUGAGGACCGUGAUGCACGGAUGUAUGUAUUCGAGGUGAAGCGGCAAGCCGAGCAGACGGGGAAGAAGAAGAAGCGGGCGAGAGAGAAUGAUAGUGACAGCGAGUAG
Penicillium macrosclerotiorum is the source of this 1191-nucleotide messenger RNA. RefSeq names its product 25S rRNA (uracil2634-N3)-methyltransferase. Bases 1 to 1191 code for a protein of 396 amino acids. The transcript has 2 exons. NCBI's taxonomy places the organism in Eukaryota, Fungi, Ascomycota, Eurotiomycetes, Eurotiales, Aspergillaceae. Gene Ontology annotation, biological process: rRNA base methylation. Gene Ontology annotation, molecular function: rRNA (uridine-N3-)-methyltransferase activity. Gene Ontology annotation, cellular component: cytoplasm. The record is from RefSeq and is a predicted model, not a curated record.